Molecule: messenger RNA, 432 nt
Organism: Trichoderma virens Gv29-8
Lineage: Eukaryota; Fungi; Ascomycota; Sordariomycetes; Hypocreales; Hypocreaceae
Exons: 2
Coding region: 1-432 (143 amino acids)
Source: RefSeq, a predicted model, not a curated record
AUGGAACAAGGCAAGAUCGUACCCGAUCCUCCUAAAUAUGACCGAAGUCGGCCACUUCCAACCGUCGAGCUUGUAUACCAGAAUCAGCUACCAAACUGCCCUGGAAAAUCUAGCGUCGGCCUCUUAGUUACCUAUCCUCCCCGCGGCUCUACACCUCCUCACCGCCACGCAGGAGCUUCUGUAUCUGCAAUCGUACUCGAAGGGACGGUACUCAAUAAGAUGAACGACGAGCCAACUCGUGUGGUUGAGCAGGGCGGAAGCUGGUUUGAGGCCCCAGGCUGUCACCAUAAGGUCAGCGAGAACUACAGCGAUGCGGAACCCGCCAAACUGCUAGCGACGUUGAUUGUGGAUACAGAGGUUGUUGAGAAGGGUGGAGUUGCUGCAUUGGUGGUUUAUGAUGAAGAAUAUAGAGACAUUGGGGUCAAGACUUAG